Molecule: messenger RNA, 1227 nt
Organism: Heterostelium album PN500
Lineage: Eukaryota; Evosea; Eumycetozoa; Acytosteliales; Acytosteliaceae
Exons: 4
Coding region: 1-1227 (408 amino acids)
Molecular function (GO): protein binding
Source: RefSeq, a predicted model, not a curated record
AUGGUUAUUAUUACAGUUCAAUUUAUUAGAGAUUCAUCAUAUUCAUUUCAAAUAGAAGUUGAAGAGAACUAUAGCGUUGGAGAUUUAAAACAAAAGAUAGAAUAUCAUCAUGGACUCCUAGCUGAUGACACCCGCAUUAUAGUAGCCGGCAAAGGAUUGGGUGAUCAUCAUUUUAAAGAAAUGGGAGAUACAUUCAUAAAUCUAUCACAUUUAUUACUAUCAAAUAUAGUUAAAUACCUACAUAGCAAUCAUGAUAAGAUAAUAUUUAGUUUGGUUUGCAGGAGAUGGUUCUAUGAAAAAGAUAAAUAUCUUUGUUUGAAGAAUAUGAAAGGUUACCAUCGACAAAAUCUAAACAAACAAAAUUAUAAUCUUACUUCAUUCAAUCAUCAGUUAUCAGCAAUUGAAUAUCGUAAAUCAAAGAAAUAUAUAUUUUAUAAAGAUGAUACUCAAGAUGAUCUUGAUUAUAUUGAAAUAGAAGAUCAAAUGAAAAAGAUUAUCUUUCAAUCGAGAGAUGAUGAAUAUCUCUAUUUGUCACAAUCAUUUAGAGAUAGGCUUGCUCGUUCAAACAUCGAUACUCUAGAGAUUCAUUGUGUGUUGAAGAUUAAAUUCGAUCAGUUCCCAAGUAAUAUCAAAAAAAUGUCAAUUUUUAGACAUUAUUGUUCCACUGAUUUCAAAUGGCUUCCGGAAUCUUUGGAAUCGUUGACUCUACUCUAUCAUUAUAAAACUAUAGUAUCACCAUUUACCUCGACACUCAGACAUCUUGAGUUUAGUGAAACCUUUGCUCAUCAGAUAAAUAUCAGUUUGUUACCACCUCUGCUUGAAGUACUCAUCUGUUUUAAGGCUACUUUUAUUGCUACUCCCUCGACCGAUGGAUCAAAGCAAGAUCUACCGUCCAGUCUUACCAGGUUGAGUGUACACGCCAAGUAUCUACCUCUUCUGCGUAAUCUAGGAGCACUCAGAGAUUUGAAACUUCUCUUUACUUACAACGAAGAAAACCAGCUGAGACAUGGUGAUCUACCUUCUACUAUCACCAAGCUAAAGUUUGUAGAGAUCACCGGUCAACUUUGGAGUGACGCACUGGCACUUCCAGAGAUAAGACACCUUGAAUUUAUCAACAGCAACCUCACCUUUGGCAAGAAUGUAUUCUCUCAUCUCGAUCGUUUAGAAUCAUUGAUAUUCAAUGGUGUAUCAUGUAGGCAUUCGAUUGAACUUGUAUCAAAUGUUUAA